GUUUUCACAACAUUCUCCAUUUGCUGUUUCCCUUUGCAGCCUCAGCCAUUUCUGUUUCAGAGUCAGAUCCUCACCAUGGGCUCUGCCUUCAGCCGUGCAGAUUCCAUCUGUGCAAGCAGGCAGAGCUUGGGGUGAGGGGCAGAGGGAAUCAGCCAAUUCCUGCCCCAGGCAAGAAGAGCCAGGAUUUUUCAUUCCCUGGGCGUGUCUGGAUGGAGGAGGAGGAAAAGCCCCGGAGAUGCUGCAGGAGGAGGAGCUGCAAACCCAGCCCAGGGAGCUGCGGGGAGGAAAGAGCCCCCCUGAGCCAGGAAGGCGGGCGGAGAUCCAGCCGGAGCUCGGAGCUGGUGGAGAAGUCUCAUGGCAGGGAGAAGCCCCACAAGUGCUUGGAAUGUGGGAAGGGUUUCAGCUGGAGCUCCAACCUGAUCCGGCACCAGAGGAUCCACACUGGGGAGAGGCCCUACGAGUGUGGGGAGUGUGGGAAGAGGUUUCGGACCAGCUCCGAUCUCCUCCUACAUGAGCGGAGUCACACAGAGGAGAGGCCCUUCCGCUGCCCCGACUGCGGGGAGGGCUUCAACCAAAACUCCCACCUCACCAGGCACCGGCGCAUCCACUCCGGGGAGGGGCCCUACCAGUGUGGGGAGUGUGGGAAGAGCUUCUCACAGAGCUCAAACUUGACCCAGCACCAACGGAGGCACCACUAAGGGAAGCCCUGUGAGUGCCCCAAGUGAGGGAAGAGCUUGGAGUGAGGGAAGAGAGUGAGGGAAGAGCUUGGAGUGAGGGAAGAGAGUGAGGGAAGAGCUUGGAGUGAGGGAAGAGAGUGAGGGAAGAGCUUGGAGUGAGGGA
This is a messenger RNA of Taeniopygia guttata (zebra finch), 840 nucleotides long. The record is from RefSeq and is a predicted model, not a curated record. Lineage: Eukaryota; Metazoa; Chordata; Aves; Passeriformes; Estrildidae.